CGUUCAACCAUCAACUCGUACAAGCCCUCUACUCUCUCCCCUUUUCUCACGCCACCUGUUGCCUCUUGACUUAGUUUAGCAGAUCCCUACCGUGGUACCUACACUUACUUGAAGUUACUUUGGGUGACUUGACGUCACCUAACAGCUCACCCCCAAACUACCCCGCUCACCUUGCUCCCAGUCACUCCUUUGCCAAACACAUCAGCAGCCGCUAGUCUCCCGUCACGAACCACUCAAAUUCCGCGUCCGACCAUGGCAUCCGGAGCACCAGCUACUCGGCAACAGUCGUCCAAGGAUGAGCCCUAUCAUCUCAUUUACUGGCCCGGCAUCCCCGGUCGCGGCGAGCACAUCCGGCUUGUCCUCGAAGAGGCGGGCGCCCAGUACACAGACACUGCCUUUACCGAGGAUGGCAUCAAUGAAGUGCUCGGCUUCGUCAAAGGCAAGGUUCCCGACGACGGCAUCAAUUCCCCGCCCUUGGCGCCUCCCAUUCUGGAACACGGCGACUUGGUUAUAAGUCAAACAUCGAACAUUCUGCAGUAUCUGGGGACUCGUCUUGGUCUUGUCCCCGACGCCGACAAGGACCCCAACGGCGUGUACAGGGUGAAUGCGCUAGCCUUGACGGCCCUAGACGGUUUAAGCAACGAACCUCACGAUUGUCACCACCCGGUUGCGACUGGGUUGUACUACGAGGACCAGAAAGAGGAGAGCAAGCGGAAGUCUGAGGACUAUGUCAAGAACCGGCUGCCCAAGUUCAUGUCCUACUUUGAGCGAGUUCUGGGUUCCAAGUCGAGCGGGUCUGGACCUUGGCUUUACGGUUCGGCGUUAUCUUAUGCAGACUUGGUGCUUUUCCAGUGUGUGGAUGGCGUGAAGUUUAUGUUCCCCAAGGCCAUGGCGAAGCUGGAGAGAGAGGGAAAGCACACCAAGGUCUUUGCGCUGCACAAGGCUGUUGCGGAGCGCCCGAGGAUCAGAGCAUACCUGGAUUCGCCGCGCCGACAGAGAUACUCGAAUGGAAUAUACAGGUACUACGAAGAGCUUGAUAUUGAACCCUAAUGUCCACGGUCUGGGGGGAUGUUCUUUUUAGGUCAGGGGAAAGCCAGUGGUCUGAGUUGUCUGGUCAAUCAACGAGGCGAUGAUCACCAUUGUCAACAUCUUGCCUCUUUCCGCAAAUGAACUGCGAAAAUACUCCACAACACUUUGUGAAUCGUUUGACUUGUGAGAUGAUUUUUGGAUACGGUGCUCCAGACGAAGCUGGAGGGACGUCAACUGCGGUCAUGCCUCGCGAGUGACACCCAGCUAGAUUCACGGGAAAGGAGCUGCUUGAAGGCACUGAAGAAGUGCUGGUGGCCAAAUAAU
Messenger RNA from Parathielavia appendiculata, 1353 nucleotides. RefSeq names its product glutathione S-transferase. Gene Ontology annotation, biological process: glutathione metabolic process. Gene Ontology annotation, molecular function: glutathione transferase activity. The coding region runs from base 253 to 1050 and encodes 265 amino acids. The transcript has 2 exons. The record is from RefSeq and is a predicted model, not a curated record. Lineage: Eukaryota; Fungi; Ascomycota; Sordariomycetes; Sordariales; Chaetomiaceae.